This is a messenger RNA of Limulus polyphemus (Atlantic horseshoe crab), 1108 nucleotides long. RefSeq lists its product as uncharacterized. Lineage: Eukaryota; Metazoa; Arthropoda; Merostomata; Xiphosura; Limulidae. The transcript has 4 exons. The coding region runs from base 109 to 672 and encodes 187 amino acids. The record is from RefSeq and is a predicted model, not a curated record.
ACGACUUUUCUUACAACGUAUCGAGCCCAGCGCCACCUAGAGGGAUUAGAGAGCACUGUGUUAGGUCUUAAAUUCAUUGUGACCUAUAACCAUCUGAAACGUGGAGUAAUGUCUCUACGCUGUACAGCUACAGUGUCUCAAGAAUAUUACUCACAAAGCAGUGAGAUUGUGAUUGGCGGCAGAAUUAGAACAGAUGCGACAGAUUACAUACAAGAAGAAACUGGACCGAAACUGACCACAGGUAAAAAGGAAUACAGAGUAGGAGACAUUGUUGAGGUCAACUGCAGCUCCCCUAGAGACAAAGAGUCAGUCCAUCUGGCAUGGUUCGUUAACGACCAAGAAGUCAAGGCUGAUCAUCUCUACGUCAUUAACUAUUCACCAGUAAUUUAUAAAGACGAUGCUGUGUCGUCUCUGAUUGGGCUAAAGUUCCGCUUGACCCACAAUCAGUUGCUUUCAGAAGGCUUGAGGAUAAAAUGUACCGCUAGCAAAUCUACUGUUCUGGAUACUAGGAGCCACAAUAUAGUAGUCGGCGGAGUCCAACGUAGUUCAGGUUUCCAUGUGUUAGCAAGCAGCGGGAAAGAGUCCAGUACUAGAAGUUUCCGGAAUCUGGUAUUUUGGAGCUGGUUAUUCCAUCUAAUCUUUCUCCGGCUGACAGGUACGAUCCGACACUAGCUACUUCUUGAGUGGGAAUUUAAAGAAGACCUUAAACCUUAAUGGAGCUACCACAAUAAACACAGCAAUUGAAAAAAAUAAAAAUGCCGAGAACUAAUCGCAUCGUUCUUUCUUGUUCUUCGAUUUCAAAAGUUCCACCAGUCAACUCCUUAUUUAAGGAAACUUCCAACACACCAGAGCUUUUCCAUCACGUGAACAUCAAUGAGGAUUAUGAUUGGUUGCGAAGGGCACGAGCUGUGAUAUGUGUUGAAAAACACUAGGAUGUGACGACACAAUCGCUGAUGAUCCGAGUUCGAAUCUUAGAGACAAGUGUUGUUUUUUUUGUGACCUGUCAUAAUUUAUAACAGUCAACUAUAUAAAAAUUCCGUGUAUGUUUGUUUGAUAAUGCUAUCCAUACUUAACAUGCUUUCUAUCUAGAUACUUUUAAUGUCAGAUA